AUGUCACCUCAGUAUUGUGAUCCUUUAGGUGCAAGUGGAAAAGCCCAUCUAGUUCAGUUCCUUGAGUAUCAAUUUCGCCGGAAUUGGGGACAUCGGAUUGUAAAGUUUGCGGAAUCUGACCUGAUUCUUACUGAAUUGAGCUCGUUUCAGGUUAAAUCUAUCCAAGGGCACAAUUCUGUAGCAUCUUUUGUUGGGAUUGUUAGAAGGAUAGAGCUUUCUUGUCCGGUGAUUAUGAGGAAAAGGUAUCUACAUCAAACUGCCAAUCCAUUUGAUCAAUAUCCUUUUGAGACAUUCUGGUGUGGCUCAUGGCAAACCGUGGAGCGUUUGAGAAUCAGGGAGGGCUCGAUAAGCAUUCAUGUUGUAGAUAAUGGAGAGGUGAUUGAGGAGAAUAUUCCUAUGUCAAACCUUCGAAUAAGAUCAAGAAAAGCAACUUUGUCUGAUUGCACCUGCUAUCUAAGACCAGGAGUUGAUAUUUGUGUGCUUUCAACUUCUCAACAUACCGAAAACCCAGAUGACGAGGAUAAUCUGGAUCCUGUCUGGCUUGAUGCUAAAAUAAGUUCUAUUGAGAGGAAACCUCAUGAAGUUAAAUGUGCUUGCCAAUUCUACAUUAACCUCUAUGUCACCCAAGGGCCGGCUGGUAUGGCAAAGAAAGCACUUAGUAAAGAGGUAAAUAUGGUGCAAAUUGAUCAAAUUUCUGUUCUUCAAAAGCUUCAACCAAAGCCUUGUGAGGAUACCCACCACCGUUGGAGUUUCACUGAGGACUAUACAUCACGGAAUACGUUUAAGUUGUUCACAGGAAAAUUCUCCUCUGACCUUACAUGGUUGGUUGUGGCAUCUGUCUUAAAGCAAAUUGUAUUUGAUGUAAGUUCCAUACAGAACCAGAUCGUCUAUCGCAUUUUGGAUAGUGAUGACAUGUGUGCACCAAAUUCCAAGAACCAUUUAAAGGCUAUAAAUUUCAAGUUAGACAAUGAAGUUUUGACCCCAAUAAUAGUACCAUUUGUUCAAGAUGAUACUCAAGAGGAGGGACCUGGAUGUGACCUGCGUGAAGAUGGACCAUUGUCCUCUCCUGAUCUCAUGGAGUUGAGGCGCUCAAAGCGUCGACUAGUGCAACCUGAGCGUUACUUGGGAUGUGAUAAUUUGCAAGAUUUGGAUGUUGACACUUCUCGGAUAGGGAUACAAAAGACAUACAAAUGGGAAUAUGAAGAAAUGCCAUUGGCACUAUCAGUCCAGGCCGAUCAUGCAUAUCAUUCAGAGAAUCAUGGUGAGGGUGAAAAUGGGGUCAAGCUUUAUAAAAGCAGUAUGCACGAAAAUUUUCUUAUACGCCCAAGUAAUACCAAAUCAAGGGAGGAGAAAUCAAUUGUCCUAGGUCAAGGAGAACAUACUGAUAUUACUAAACUUGCUAUAGUUCCUCUGCCUGCUGAAAGUAAUCAAACAGUCCAUCAAAGGGCUUCUCUUUAUACUGAGAUUCCUGAAGUUCAUUCAGGAGAGAUUGAUAGGAUCAUUUCUAGUUAUAGAUACAUAAAUGGUUCAGCUGCAGCACAUAGAAAAAAACCUUCUGAGGUGAACUCCAUGGUGGUAGAAGAUAUAAAGGAUGGGAAAAGUUCACAUAAGAGAUGCCGUAGAAAAAGGGAUCGUUCAAUGUUUUCAGAAAGGGAGAGUAUCUAUGAUGUAAGAUCCUUUAAGAAUGGAUCUUUGAGUGCAAAUGUGUACAGGGAAAUGAUAAGAAGAUGCAUGAAAAACAUAGAUGCAUCGAUGAAUCAAGAUCAGCCAUUAGUGGAGGAUCAGUGGAAAGAGUUUCAGGCAGCAAGUUCAAACCAAAGGGAUUGUGAUGAGAAAACCUCAGUGACCACUGAGGACGAAAGUUCAGAGAUUGAAAUGUUGUGGAAGGAAAUGGAACUCGCAAUGGCAUCAAUAUAUUUUCUCGAAGAAAGUGAGGAUUCUCAUGUUGAAGUCCCUGCCAACGGACAAUGGUCAAGUAAACAAAGUGGACGGCCUUGUCGACAUGAAUAUAAAUUGAAUGAAGAAAUAGGAAUCGUGUGCCAGUUAUGUGGAUUUGUGAGCAUUGAAAUAAAAGAUGUCUCGCCUUCCUUUAUGCCAUGUACGAGCGGCAACACACACAAGGAACGAAGGACCGAAGGUGAUUCAGAACACAAACCAAAGGAUGAUGGGGCCCUUGAUAUUUUCUGCAUUCCUGCUACCUGCAGCACACCUUUGUCUGAAGGGGACGACAAUGUGUGGGCCUUAAUACCUGAUCUUAAGGGUAAAUUAAGAUUCCACCAAAAGAGAGCGUUUGAAUUUUUAUGGCGAAACAUCGCUGGUUCUUUGGUACCAGCACAUAUGGAAUCAGAAAGCAAGAAAAGAGGUGGUUGUGUUAUCUCUCAUACCCCUGGAGCUGGAAAAACCUUACUCGUCAUCGCAUUCCUUGUGAGCUACCUGAAGCUAUUCCCUGGAUCAAGGCCUUUGGUUCUUGCUCCAAAGACAACACUCUAUACUUGGUACAAGGAAAUAAUCAAGUGGAAAAUUUCUAUUCCAGUUUAUCAAAUUCAUGGUGGUCAAACAUACAGAGGUGAAGUCUCUAGGCAGAAAUUGAAAUUGCCCCCUGGGAUUCCCCGCAACCUUGAUGUUAUGCAUGUUUUGGACUGUCUAGAAAAAAUACAGAAGUGGCUUGCACAUCCAAGCGUCCUUCUCAUGGGCUAUACUUCAUUCUUAACAUUGACCCGCGAAGAUUCAAAGUAUGCUCACAGGCAAUAUAUGGCCCAAGUGUUGCGGAAGUGCCCUGGGAUUCUGAUACUCGAUGAAGGGCACAACCCCAGAAGCACUAAGUCAAGGUUAAGGAAGGCUUUGAUGAAAGCAGAUACAGGGUUGAGGGUUUUGCUCUCAGGUACUUUGUUUCAAAAUAAUUUUGGGGAAUAUUUUAACACGCUCUGCUUAGCAAGACCAAGAUUUGUCAAGGAGGUGUUGAAGGAGCUGGAUCCAAAGUUCAAGAGGAGAAAAAAAGGUGUCAUAACACGCUUCUCUAUUGAAAACCGAGCACGGAAAUUUUUCAUUGAUAAAAUUGGAAAGAAGAUCGAUUCCAAUGUAUCCAAAGAAAGAUUGCAGGCUCUAAAUAAGUUGAGGAAUAUAACAAAUGGUUUUAUAGAUGUGCAUGAAGGUGGAAGUUCUGACAACCUUCCUGGUUUACAGUGUUACACCUUAAUGAUGAAGUCAACCGCUCUUCAACAAGGGAUUCUGGUAAAGCUUCAGAAUCAAAGGCCUGUUUACAAAGGAUUUCCACUAGAAUUGGAGCUAUUGAUUACCCUUGGGGCGAUACAUCCUUGGUUGAUCAGAACUACAGCAUGUGCAAGUCAAUAUUUUAGUAAGGAGGAGUUGGAUUCUCUUGAGAAUUUCAAGUUUGACCUGAAGUUAGGUUCAAAAGUGAGAUUUGUUAUGAGCCUUGUGCCUCGGUGUCUCCUCAGGAAGGAGAAAGUUCUGAUCUUUUGUCACAACAUUGCUCCCAUUAAUCUAUUUCUAGAGAUAUUUGAGAGGUUCUAUGGCUGGCGAAAGGGUGAAGAAGUUUUGGUUCUUCAAGGGGACCUUGAACUCUUUGAACGAGGAAGAGUGAUGGAUAAGUUUGAGGAGCCGGGGGGUGCAUCAAAGGUAAUGCUGGCUUCCAUUACAGCUUGUGCUGAAGGCAUUAGUUUGACUGCAGCAUCUCGGGUGAUCCUGUUGGACUCGGAAUGGAAUCCUUCCAAGAGCAAGCAAGCGAUUGCACGAGCUUUUCGGCCUGGUCAGGACAAAAUUGUCUAUGUGUAUCAGCUCUUGGCCACUGGCACCUUGGAAGAAGAGAAACACAGUCGAACGACAUGGAAGGAGUGGGUGUCCAGUAUGAUAUUCAGUGAGGAGCUCGUGGAGGAUCCAUCUCAUUGGCAAGCGCCAAAAAUAGAAGAUGAAUUGUUGAGGGAGAUAGUGGAGGAGGAUCGAGCUACGNACACAGUCGAACGACAUGGAAGGAGUGGGUGUCCAGUAUGA
This is a messenger RNA of Ilex paraguariensis (yerba mate), 4008 nucleotides long. NCBI's taxonomy places the organism in Eukaryota, Viridiplantae, Streptophyta, Magnoliopsida, Aquifoliales, Aquifoliaceae. The record is from the annotation of a GenBank genome assembly.